Molecule: messenger RNA, 2622 nt
Organism: Necator americanus (New World hookworm)
Lineage: Eukaryota; Metazoa; Nematoda; Chromadorea; Rhabditida; Ancylostomatidae
Exons: 20
Coding region: 1-2622 (873 amino acids)
Biological process (GO): double-strand break repair via break-induced replication; DNA replication; mitotic DNA replication initiation
Cellular component (GO): MCM complex; nucleus
Molecular function (GO): single-stranded DNA binding; single-stranded DNA helicase activity; ATP binding
Source: RefSeq, a predicted model, not a curated record
AUGUCAUCACGACGUGAAGAUGGACCGUCGGAGCAGAACGAUGAGCCACUUGGCCAGCAAUAUGAUGAGGAAGAGGAUGCUAUAGAUGAGUUAUUCAACAAUGAAAAUGAAGAUGUCGAAGACGAAGAAGGUGAAAACCUUUUCGGCGACGACAUGGAGAGGGAUUAUCGUCCUCAGCCGGAACUGGAUGUCUACUCUGAGUCCGGGCUAGAUGACGCUUCGGAGUUGGAUGAACUUUCCAUUGGGGCAAGGCAGGCUGCUGAAAGAGAAAUGGCUCAAAGAGAUCAAAUGCUCGAUGAGGAUGCCCUGUUCUACGAAGAGGGUGAUGAGGAACAGAGAAGGCGAAGAAGACGUCGUGGGGUACGUGAAGAAGGCGUCGAAGAAGUUGAGAUGGAAGAAGAAGUUCCCAUAGAUAUUCUAGAAAACUUGAGAGGUCGAUCGACUAAGGAUCACGUCUCGGAUGAGGCUGUGGCCAGAGAAAUCGAAAGACGGUUUAAAAACUUUCUUCGCGCAUUCAAGGAUCCGGAGACGAGGAAAGCAAAAUAUCUACAGGCUAUGAGCCAAAUGGCUUCUGAAAAUAAGGAAUCACUCGAAGUCGACUUUCGUGAUUUGGCUGAUGAGAAUGGGGAACCCAAUAUCUGCUAUUUUCUUCCAGAAGCCCCAGUGCAGGUGCUGAGAAUCUUGGAUAAAGCUGCUACGGAUGUUGUACUGACCAUCUAUCCUUAUUAUGGCCGUGUAUGCGCAGAAAUAAAGGUUCGAAUUUCUCAUUUGCCAGUGGAGGAAGACAUCCGUAUGCUUCGUCAAAUUCACUUAAACAUGCUCAUUAAAACAAGUGGUGUAGUAACCGUUGCUACAGGCAUCCUUCCUCAGUUGUCCGUUGUGAAAUACGACUGUGUUGCUUGUGGUUACAUCCUUGGUCCUUUUGUGCAACGUGAAGAUGAGGAAGUUAAGCCGACUAUUUGCCCAUCAUGUCAAGGAAGGGGCCCAUUUGAGCUGAAUGUUGAGAACACCGUUUACCACAACUACCAACGCAUCACAAUCCAAGAAUCUCCUAACAAAGUUGCACCUGGCCGUCUUCCUCGCUCAAAAGACUGUAUUCUUCUCGGUGAUCUCUGCGAUUCGUGCAAACCUGGCGAUGAAAUCGAAGUAACUGGAGUCUAUUCAAACAAUUUUGAUGGUGCAUUGAAUUACAAACAAGGAUUCCCUGUUUUCAACACACUGAUUCAUGCUAAUCACAUUACUAAUAAGGACAAAAUCGCUUGCAGUCAGUUAACGGAUGAAGACGUGAAGGCUAUUCGUGAACUGUCGAAGGAUCCCCAUAUCGCGGAGCGAAUUUUCGCCUCUAUCGCUCCUUCAAUUUACGGUCACGAAUACGUAAAACAAGCUAUUGCGUUGGCGCUGUUUCGAGGAGAAGCAAAGAAUCCAGGAGAAAAACACAGAUUGAGAGGUGAUAUCAAUGUGCUACUCUGCGGAGAUCCAGGUACUGCCAAAUCUCAGUUCCUUCGUUUCGCAGCCCACACAGCACCGAGAGCUGUGCUUACCACUGGACAAGGUGCUUCUGCCGUAGGACUUACAGCCUACGUGCAACGACAUCCUGUUACCAGAGAAUGGACGUUGGAAGCUGGCGCAAUGGUCCUCGCCGACAAAGGCGUUUGCCUCAUAGACGAGUUCGACAAGAUGUCUGACCAAGAUCGUACGUCGAUCCACGAAGCCAUGGAGCAACAGUCGAUAUCUAUCUCGAAAGCUGGUAUUGUGACAUCUCUGCACGCAAGAUGCACUGUUAUUGCUGCAGCGAAUCCAAUUGGAGGGCGAUACAACCCGUCGCGUACUUUUGCGGAGAAUGUGGACCUCACGGAGCCGAUUCUGUCGCGAUUUGACGUCUUGUGUGUAAUUAGAGACACAGUCGAUCCGGUGGAAGAUGAGAGAUUAGCUAAAUUUGUGGUAGGUAACCACAUCAAACUACAUCCAAGCCGACAAUUUGACACUGAGGAAGAAAACGAAGAAGAGAACGAAGUAGAUGCUAGAACUGGGGUAGCACUUGUGCCGCAGGAUUUGCUCAGGAAGUAUAUUCUAUUCGCGAGAGAGAACUGUCACCCAAGUCUACACGAAAAGCAUUCGGAGAAAUUGGCGACCGUGUUUGCGCAAAUGAGGAAGCAAAGCAUGGCUACUGGUUCGGUUGCUAUUACCGUACGUCAUGUGGAGUCAAUGAUUCGUCUUGCUGAGGCUCAUGCAAAGGUGCAUCUAAGAACGUUCGUUAAUGACGAUGAUGUGCAGGCAGCAACUCGAAUUAUGUUGGAAAGCUUCAUAAACACCCAAAAAGCGUCCAUUAUGCGCCAAAUGCGAAAGACAUUCUCCAAAUAUUUGACGGCAAAUCGAUCCUCGAGCGAAUUGCUACUGUUCAUACUUAAACAGCUUAUAAAAGAACAGAUGCAUUAUGAGACAGCGCGUGGAAAAGGUGGAGCCGAUAUCUCGUCAAUCUCUGUCGCCGAAUCGGACUUCAUUGACAAGGCACAGCAACUGAGGAUUGAGAACGUGAAACCAUUCUACUCGUCUGAUCUCUUCAACGCUAACCACUUUUCAUAUGAUGCUAGCCUUAAACAAAUUACGCAAACAAUCUUCUAA